This is a messenger RNA of Cloeon dipterum, 1688 nucleotides long. Its product is annotated as methyl farnesoate epoxidase-like. The record is from RefSeq and is a predicted model, not a curated record. Bases 12 to 1505 code for a protein of 497 amino acids. Gene Ontology annotation, molecular function: oxidoreductase activity, acting on paired donors, with incorporation or reduction of molecular oxygen, reduced flavin or flavoprotein as one donor, and incorporation of one atom of oxygen; iron ion binding; heme binding. NCBI's taxonomy places the organism in Eukaryota, Metazoa, Arthropoda, Insecta, Ephemeroptera, Baetidae. Gene Ontology annotation, biological process: xenobiotic metabolic process. Gene Ontology annotation, cellular component: intracellular membrane-bounded organelle; cytoplasm. The transcript has 8 exons.
AAGCGGAAAAGAUGGCAGUGACAUUGAUUUUGGCGUUGCUGGUCGUAGUAUUCGUCUGGUGGAGCGCAAGCAAAAAGCCUCCCAACUAUCCGCCAGGCCCGCGCAGAUGGCCAAUCUUAGGCAAUAUUUUGUCUAUGAGGGGCCGCCCCUUGUACCUGAUCGCCCGCGACCUGAAAGAGCGUUACGGCAAUGUGGUCGGCCUCUACGUUGGCUCACAACCUUUAGUCAUCAUCUCGGGUUACGCGGCGGUGAAGGAAGCUUCGUCGCGGGAGGACCUCAGCGGAAGACCUGCUUCCGAACUGUCUUUGGAAAUUGGAAAUGGACUCAUUAGAGGACUGAUUUUCUCCCAGGGUGAGUUAUGGAGGGAGCAGAGACGGUUCACCCUUCGCCAACUGCGCGAUCUCGGCUUCGGCAAGCGUUCGAUGGAAGGUCUAAUUCACGAGGAGGUCAACUCUUUGAUUUUGGAGGUCGGGCGGAUGGCCGGCGCGGAUUGGAGCCAGUCUGUGGAGCUAAACAAAGUUCUCGGAACCUCGGGCAUCAAUGUUCUCUGGCACGUGAUGGCGGGGCGGCGCUACGCUCACGGCGACCCCAAGUUGAAGGAGUUGACCGGCAUGAUCAAAGAGCUGCUCACCAUCACCGACGCCUCCGGCGGCAUUGCAAAUAAUUUCCCAAUGCUGACGCGUUACGCGCCGUUUUUGACCGAGAAAAGCAAGAUUCUGGCCGUCAGGAAGAAACUUAUCAGCUUUCUAGCAGAGGAUAUCAACAACCACAAAGCCACGUUGGAUUCGGACAAUCCCAGGGACUUCAUCGAUAUCUACCUGAUUGAAAUGGAGAACAACAAAAUAAAGGGAAAAGACACGACUUUCACCGAGAGGUGUUUGACGGAGGUGUGCCGCGACCUUUUCAUGGCAGGCCUGGACACUACGUUCAACUCGAUCACCUUCGCCCUGGUUUACAUGGUCAGGUAUCCGCACGUUCAAAAGCGGGUCCAAAUGGAGCUCGACGAAGUCGUCGGCCAAGAACGGCUGCCCGGAUUAGAAGACAGGACGAGUUUGCCCUACACGGACGCCACGAUCAUGGAGGUCCUCAGGGUGAGCACGGUGGUGCCAAUGGCCGUGCCUCACGCUCCACUGUCAACGUGCAACACGGACGUUUCUUUCCAAGGGUACACAAUUCCAAAGAACGCGCGGAUUUUGAUGAAUCUGUCUGGCAUUCACAUGGAGCCAAAAAUUUGGUCCGACCCCGAAAACUUCAGACCCGAACGGUUUUUGAACGACGAGGGAAGACUCCUCAAGCAAGAGUCUCUGGUUCCCUUUGGCUUAGGAAAGCGGCAGUGUUUGGGAGAGUCCCUGGCGAGGAACAAUCUAUUUCUUUUCUUCACUGCCAUAAUGCAGCGAUUCACCCUGUCAGUGACCCCUGGAGAGGAGCCGCCGUCAGUUGAACCAGUCGGCGGGUUCACCCUCGCUCCCAAGGAAUCGCGGGCAACGAUAGCUCCUCGAUUUUAACUAGACUGAUUUUUACACGUGCAAAUAAAAGAAUCAAAAUUAUUUUACAAGCUCAAAAUCAAUCUGAGACAGUUUAUUUUGCCGAGAAAUGGCAGCGAAGAGGAUUUAGCACCACUUGUAAGAGGUCGAACUAUAUAUUAUAUAUACAACUAAGUUUGUGAAAUAACAAUUGAUGUAAAUUGA